AUGAAGGCCAUUUCAGUCGCCCAGCUGGCAAUUUACAUUGUCCUAUCCUUUCCCGUUCUGUUCGUCCUCUACAAACAUGGCCGCCCGGGUCUGCUCGGAUGGAUCUAUCUCUUUGCGUUCUGCAUGCUGCGAGUUGUUGGAAGUGCAUUGGACAUUAGCGGAAGCACCUCUGCUAGUCUUAUUUCCAGUAUUGGUUUGUCGCCGUUGAUUCUUGGGACGUCCGGUAUUCUCCACGAAGGGCGAGAAUAUUUGAAAUCAGAUCGGGACCCCAAAAUGGGAUGGUUUUAUGUCCUCUUGUACAAAAUGCUGGUCCUGGGUGGUCUUGCCAUCCUUGCAGUGGGUAGUUCCGCUCUCCAAGGCUCUCACCCCAAGGAAUCCGACUUUACCCUCGUCAAAGUUGGAAUCAGUAUCAUUGUCUUCGCCUGGGUUGUUUUACUGGGUUGGACGGUAUUGACUAUUGGCCAAAGGAGUGCUCAGACUGAUCCUUUUGCUGUCCGGGCUGGUAAACAGCUGACAUGGGCGGUUCUAUUUGCGCUCAUCUUUAUUGGUAUUCGAGUCGUAUAUACCCUUGUCGCGCUGGUUACGAGCGAUCCGAGCCUCAGCCCAACGACUGGAUCAUUGACAAUACGGGUGGUGCUCUCAUUUCUGCCAGACCUCAUUAGUACCUUGAUUCUUGUGGGUGCGGGUUUCAUGACGAGACAUAUUAGGCGGGAUAUGAUGAACCGGGGAGUUGGUCGUGAGCUGUCACCUGGAUCGAAGGGCUAUCAGACGCAGGAGCGGCCGGUGAUUGUGUAG
Pochonia chlamydosporia 170 is the source of this 795-nucleotide messenger RNA. RefSeq names its product C6 zinc finger domain-containing protein. The record is from RefSeq and is a predicted model, not a curated record. The transcript has 3 exons. The coding region runs from base 1 to 795 and encodes 264 amino acids. Lineage: Eukaryota; Fungi; Ascomycota; Sordariomycetes; Hypocreales; Clavicipitaceae.